Fusarium mangiferae is the source of this 1230-nucleotide messenger RNA. RefSeq lists its product as uncharacterized. The record is from RefSeq and is a predicted model, not a curated record. Gene Ontology annotation, biological process: peptidyl-serine phosphorylation; peptidyl-threonine phosphorylation. The transcript is spliced from 2 exons. Gene Ontology annotation, molecular function: protein serine/threonine kinase activity; ATP binding. The coding region runs from base 1 to 1230 and encodes 409 amino acids. Lineage: Eukaryota; Fungi; Ascomycota; Sordariomycetes; Hypocreales; Nectriaceae.
AUGACUACGCAAGAUUCUGAGACCAUCGAUACCACAGCCACAUGUUCCAUCUGGGGCGACUUCGUAGACUCAGACGGUGAAUGUGACGUUGAAGAUGCAUGCGAACCUAUCGACCGUUAUGAAGAAGGACUUUACCUUCCCAUCUGUAUCGGUGAGGUUGUCGCCGACAGAUAUCGAAUCGAGCACAAGCUAGGUCAUGGCGGAUUCUCGACUGUCUGGAUGGCCCACGAUAUGGAUCAGGGAAAAGAUGUCGCCCUUAAGAUCAUGACAGCGAACUUCGGGGGUGAGCGAGAAUUUAUUAGGCAGAAUGAGAUCAUCAAUUGUGUGUUGGACACCUCACGUCUGUUGAUAUACCAAGACGCAUUCUUGUUACCCGGCGCAGGUAUAAAUCCCCACCGUGUUCUUGUUUUCCCUCUCAAAGGCCCCAAUCUGAGAGAUUACGCACGGGAGACUUCUACAAUUAUGCGCAGAUCAGCUGCCAAACAGCUACUUCAAGCACUUAAAGCACUGCACGAUGGUGGAAUGGUACAUCGAGACCUCAACAGUGCCAAUGUGAUGUUUGGUCUUUCCUCGUUUGAGACUGGUGCAGAUAUAUCCACCAAGUAUCAAAUUCUUGGUCGCCCUAAGAAAAUGGAACUGCCCACGAACCAAGAAAUGUGGAAGAAUGGGCAAUUGGUGGCAACAAUGUCUCUAAAGGACAGCUUUGUGGUUCAAGAUACCAUAACCCUCGGCGACUUUGGUCUCACUAUUCGGUCUGGCACCGAAGUAGAUUUCAAGCUUCAGGUACCUGCUGGCUACUGCGCGCCUGAGCGUAUGCACGGUUUAAGCCCGACUUUUGCAUCUGAUAUGUGGAGCUACACCUGUAUCUUUGCUGAGCUCUACCUGAAGUGGCCUCUGUUUGGUGCUGGAUUUUUCGGUGGUGGACUUCGCUCCAUAGUUGGACUGCUUAUCAGAGUGUUGGGCCCUCGGCCUCUGCCGUGGAAAGGCUUGUACGAAGGCAGUGGAAAAUCAGACGACAGCUGGUACGAUCAAAGCAGAGUUCCGGAGCCUGGAAUGUCUUUGGAGUCGCGAGUAACGCAGUCUUGGGAUCCCGUUGAUCCUGCUGAGCAACAGAUCGUGCUCUCGAUAUUACGGAGGGGCUUUUCUUAUCUGCCUGACGAACGAAUGAGUGCAGGAGAACUUUUGGAGGAUGCAUCAUUCAAGGCGCUUAUGGACAUGUACGAACUUUAG